Molecule: messenger RNA, 1527 nt
Organism: Kwoniella mangroviensis CBS 8507
Lineage: Eukaryota; Fungi; Basidiomycota; Tremellomycetes; Tremellales; Cryptococcaceae
Exons: 4
Coding region: 1-1527 (508 amino acids)
Molecular function (GO): flavin adenine dinucleotide binding; NADP binding; N,N-dimethylaniline monooxygenase activity
Source: RefSeq, a predicted model, not a curated record
AUGAGCGAGUAUUAUCAGUUUAAACAACCGAUAAAGCGAGUAGCUAUCAUAGGAAGCGGUCCAGGAGGUGUGCCAGCCGCUCGCCAACUACGUGAUGCAGGCUUAGAUGUUACUGUUUUCGAGCGACAAGACGACGUUGGCGGUAUCUGGAAUUGGAAGGAGGAGACAACUGGGCCUCUCUCGGUGCCCACUCCUCCGCCGUCAGUUGGCGCAUUCACUCCGUCAUGGGGUCAGGAUGGUGUGUAUGAAGACCCAGACCGAAGUCGUCGAAAUCUCUUCAACCCGCCUAAUCCAUGUUAUUGGAACCUUACCAAUAAUGUGCCGACCAAAACCUUGGCCUACAAAGACUUCCCGUACCCUCCUGAUACACCGGACUGCGUUCCUCACUGGGAAUUAGCGAAUUAUGUGAGAAGAUAUUGGAAACACUUCAACUUGGCGCCAAUUACCCGGUUGAACACUCGAGUUGAGAACGUAACAAAGACCCCCGAAGGAAAAUGGGAACUGAAGCUGAGAACGUUAGAGGAACUGAAAGGUGAUAGAGUGAGAGAGACAUCAUACAAGGACUUAUUCGAUGCAGUUCUUGUCGCUACAGGUCAUUACAACGCUCCUUUGAUACCCAAUGUACCAGGCGCAGGACUAUGGUACGGACGAUGGCCUGAAGCCUUCCUUCAUUCUCAAGGAUAUCGUCGACCGGAAGUGUAUGCUGGGAAGACUGUUCUCAUCAUCGGUGCGGGUACCAGUGGAACGGACAUUGCUCGUGAUCUAACUCCUCACGCAUCUAAGAUCCUUGUUUCUGCACGAGUGAGCACCAGCGCUCCCAGUGGUUAUCAAGCUUUCCGAGCAGCACAGCGAUCCAGAUCGACGAAAAAGACAGAGGAUUUGGAGGAGAUCAGAGCUUUCAGGUCCAUAGAGAAUGUGGAAGCAAUUCCAGAUGCGGAGAUUGAACUGGUUGAUGGACGAGUGAUACGCGGAGUCGAUCAUGUUAUCUUCUGUACCGGAUACCAGUACUCGUACCCCUUCCUACCACAAUUUCAUCGAGACCCAAACUCGCCUCAAGCCCCCAAUAGCCCAGAACCGCUCGUAGAAUGUGGUGAUCAAGUCUUAAAUCUCUACCGUGAUGUGUUCUAUAUCCCUGAUCCCACUCUCACUUUCAUCGGUAUCAGUGUCAACACCUCUGCCUUCUCCUUCUUCGAAUAUCAAUCCAUUUCCAUCGCUCGGGUGUUCUCUGGGAAAGCAAGACUUCCUAAUCAAGAGAAGCAACGAGAUGCUCUGGAAAAAUUGAUUGCCAAGAAGGGCAAGGGUAAAUUCCGACAUUUCAUGGGACAAGAAGGCGAACGAGAAUAUGUUCGAGACACUGUCGCGUGGAUCAACUCAGACGCUGAAUGGUCCGGUGCGGAGAAGAUUGAAGGACAUUCGAAGGAAUGGUUGCACGAGAGUGAUCAGAUAGAGAUCAAGAUAGCCGCCAAGUAUGGAGUUCAGCUAGCAGGUCUAGCAUUGACACCCAAGCCGAUCGCUGCUCCUGCAUAG